Molecule: messenger RNA, 597 nt
Organism: Ascoidea rubescens DSM 1968
Lineage: Eukaryota; Fungi; Ascomycota; Saccharomycetes; Ascoideales; Ascoideaceae
Gene: YRB1
Product: Ran GTPase-binding protein YRB1
Exons: 1
Coding region: 1-597 (198 amino acids)
Biological process (GO): protein import into nucleus
Cellular component (GO): nuclear pore; cytoplasm
Molecular function (GO): GTPase activator activity
Source: RefSeq, a predicted model, not a curated record
AUGUCUGAAGAAAUCACCGGAAAAGCUCAGUCCAUUGCUCCUCCAACUUCUAGUGUUUUUGCCAUGUUUGGUGGCAAGAAACCAGCCAAAAAAGCUGAAGAAGAUUCAAAAGCCAGCGAAUCAUCAGAAAAAAAGGAAGGCAGCUCUGAAGCAGCUGAUGACGAGCCCAAAGUUGAAUUUAAACCUGUUGUUCAAUUAGAAAAGGUUGAAAUCAAAACUAACGAAGAGGAUGAAGAUGUCUUAUCUAAAUUUAGAGCCAAGUUAUUCAGAUACCACUCUGACAUAGAAGAAUGGAAAGAAAGAGGUGUUGGUGAUGUCAAAUUUUUACAACAUAAAGAAACUAAAAAAGUCAGAUUAGUCAUGAGAAGAGACAAAACUCUUAAGAUUUGUGCCAACCACUAUAUAUCUCCAUAUUAUACUCUUAAACCAAAUAUUGGAUCUGAAAGAUCUUGGGUCUACAGUGUAACUGCUGACAUUUCAGAUGGUGAACCUGAGGCUCAAACUUUAGCUAUUAGAUUCGGUAACAAAGAAAAUGCUGAUAAGUUCAAAGAUGCUUUUGAAGAGGCUAAAGCGGAAAAUAAAUCAGCUUCUGGUUAA